ACAUAUCUUCAUUUCUGAUCUGGUUGUUUUGUGUUCCACGUGCCCCUUGCUUCAGGCAGGAUAUUUUGCAUUUAGACAAUGAGAUUGCUUUUAAUGAAGCUAUUAUUGAGGAAAGAGAUCUUGGAAUACAAGAAGUACAACAACAGAUUGGUGAAGUGAAUGAGAUUUUCAAGGAUCUUGCCGUUCUUGUUCACGAGCAAGGAACUAUGAUUGAUGAUAUUGGCUCCAACAUUGAGAAUUCUCAUGCUGCUACUGCACAAGGGAGAUCACAACUUGCUAAAGCUGCAAAGACCCAAAGAUCAAAUUCAUCUCUGACCUGCUUGCUUCUGGUGAUAUUUGGGAUCAUACUUCUAAUUGUGAUCAUAGUACUUGCAGUAUGAUCAGAAGAUUUUGAUAUGGGAGGAAGAGAGAUCCUAAACUCUUCAUAAAUGGAAUUGAUCUUUUUGAUUCAAGAUGUUCUUAAGGCACCAUAAAGUAUACUUGUGGUUUGAUCCAUGAAUCUUUUAGUCAUGCUAGAGAAGUUGUGCAACUGUGACAUGAAGUUUCAUAUGGGUGGCGUGGGGGUGGGGGUGGGGGUUGACAUGCGAGGGAAGGUUUGUCUGCUAUGUUUGUAAAUUUUGUGUUUGUGUUUGUGUUUGCAAUUGUGUUGCUGCCAUGUAAUGGCUGGUUUGUUGAUAAAAUUUGUUUCUUAAAUUUCUUGCAUGAUCAAGGCCCGGAUAAAACGAAUCUAGUCCACAACUUAUUCAUGAUAUAAGCUGUCAUUUACAUA
Solanum tuberosum (potato) is the source of this 769-nucleotide messenger RNA. Its product is annotated as syntaxin-22-like. Gene Ontology annotation, molecular function: SNARE binding; SNAP receptor activity. The annotation marks the transcript as partial. The transcript is spliced from 3 exons. Gene Ontology annotation, biological process: vesicle fusion; intracellular protein transport. Gene Ontology annotation, cellular component: SNARE complex; membrane; endomembrane system. NCBI's taxonomy places the organism in Eukaryota, Viridiplantae, Streptophyta, Magnoliopsida, Solanales, Solanaceae. The record is from RefSeq and is a predicted model, not a curated record.